AUGACCUCACGACUGAACAGCUCUGAGCUGUGGCUUGCCACGAAAGAAGAUAAGUGUGUCCUACAAACUCAUAAAUCGCGUCAAAAUUGCGUCGCAUAUUGUCUCAUGAUCACUCCUAAAGAUAUCAGCCAACCCCAGCAGCUCGAGAUGACGUCGCCCUCGGUACCGGUACCCUUUUCUGAGCCGCCAUGGCUCAUGGGGCAGGCCUCUCCCUAUUACUCCGAGUCUCAUCGGAAAUGGCAAAAGACGUGUCGUGACUUCAUCUCGGAGCACCUCACUCCCUAUGCCCUGGAUUGGGAGACCGAGGGCGAGGUCCCAGCGCAUGUCUUUCAGACCUUCACCAAGCACAACAUGCUGAUCCCUAACCUGCCCGCUCCUCUGCCCAUUCAAUUUCUCAAAGAUGCGGGUAUCACCGAGCUUCGCGGCGGACUGAAGAUCGAAGACUUUGACUACUUCCAUUUCCUCAUCUAUGUGUCUGAGAUGCGACGACUCGGAAUCCACGGCCCAAGCUCGUCAUUAACAACGGGUACUGCCUACGGGAUGCCUGUCAUCAUCACAUACGGUAGCCAAGAGCUCAAGCAGCGUAUCCUCCCCGAUCUUCUCAGCGGCAAGAAGAGGAUCUGCAUUGCGAUCACCGAGCCGGGCGCAGGCAGCGACGUUGCCAACGUGUCCGCCACGGCCGAGAAAAGCCCCUGCGGGAGAUACUACAUUGUCAAUGGGGAGAAGAAGUGGAUCACGAACGGAAUUUGGUCGCACUACGCGACCAUGGCCGUCCGCACGGGUGGUCCUGGAAUAAGCGGGCUCUCGCUGCUCGUGGUGCCUCUGCUUGGACAGGACGGUGUGACGAUGCGCAGGAUGAAGACCUCGGGCGGGACGACUAGCGGAACCACCUUUAUCGACCUCGAGGACGUCAAAGUGCCCGUCGAGAACUUGAUUGGCAAGGAGGGCCAGGGCAUGAAGAUGAUUACACGAAACUUCAACCACGAGCGGCUCGCUAUUUCCAUCGGCGUUUGCCAGAGCGCCCGGGCCGUGCUCUCCGAGGCCUUCGGCUACGUCUUGAAACGGGAAGCCUUUGGAAAGCCGCUCAUAGACCAGCCGGUCGUGAGGAACCGCUUGGCCAAGUGCGGGGGAGAACUGGAAUCUCUCUGGGCCUGGAUCGAGUCCCUGGUCUAUCAAAUGUCGAGCUCCAGAGAAGGGCACGGACGGGAGGAGCUCGGCGGUUCCCUGGCGCUCUUGAAGGCGAGGUCGGGCAUGGUGCUCGACAAGUGUGCGAGAACCGCAGUCCUGCUGCUUGGCGGCAAUGGAUAUACCCGCACGGGGCAGGGCGAGUUGGUGGACAAGAUUUACCGCGAGGUCCCGGGUGCACGAGUACCAGGAGGAAGCGAGGAUGUCAUGCUGGACUUGGCUAUCCGCCAGCUAGUCAAGGGCUUUCAGGCCAAGACCAGGGCGCUAGAGACCGCAAAGUUCAUGAUGUCACAGUUACGCUUUGACGGACAGGUCGCCAUCGUCACAGGCGCCGGAGGCGGACUUGGCAAGGCUCAUUGUCUCUUGCUCGCCUCGCGGGGAGCCUCUGUCCUUGUCAACGAUGUUUCGGCCCAAGCCGCCGACAACGUGGUCCGUGAGAUCACGCAAGCUGGAGGGAAAGCUGCCGCCAACCACCACAGCGUCCUUGACGGGCAACAGAUUAUCCAGGACGCCGUUCAAAAGUUUGGCCGGCUCGACAUCCUUAUCAACAAUGCCGGCAUCCUGCGAGAUGUCAGCUUCAAGAACAUGACAGACAAGCAUUGGGAGGAUAUAGAUGCGGUCCACGUCAAGGGCACGUUCAGGUGCACUCAAGCCGCCUGGAAGAUUUUCCGCAAGCAAAAGUACGGCCGCAUCAUCAUGACCUCGUCCGCCUCGGGCCUGUUUGGCAACUUUGGCCAGUGCAACUACGCGGCCGCCAAGCUUGGCGUCUAUGGCCUGGCUGAGACGCUGGCCAAGGAGGGCGCCAAGUACGACAUUCUUGUCAACGCCGUCGCGCCGGUCGCCGCGAGCCAGAUGACCGCAACCAUCAUGUCUGCCGAAAAGCUCCGGUACCUCGAUCCUGCAUACAUCUCUCCGCUCGUGGCUUAUUUGGUCCAUCCUUCCAACAAGGAAAACGGAUCCGUCUUUGAAGUCGGAGCUGGGCACGUCUCCAAGUACCGGUGGGAGCGAUCGCCGGGUGCAGUCCUGAAGUGCGACGAAACGUUUACGCCGGGAGCAGUGCUGAAGCGAUGGGCGGACGUCAAUGACUUCUCGAAACCCGAUCACCCGACGAGCACUGCGGACAUGGCAGCUCAUCUUGCUGCGGCCUCAAGGCAGAGUAGAAACGAUCCGGGGGAGGACAUUCGAUACGAUGGUAAAGUCGCGGUUGUUACCGGAGGUGGAGCAGGCAUUGAGCUUGCGAGACGGGGUGCUGCCGUUAUUGUCAACGACCUUGCCAACCCCGACAAAGUGGUGCAGGAAAUUCUUGCAUUUGGAGGGAAGGCGGUUGGGAACAACUCGUCGGUCGAAGAUGGAGCUGCAGUAAUCAAGACAGCGAUCGAUAACUUUGGUCGGGUUGAUAUUCUGAUCAACAAUGCUGGCAUCCUGCGCGAUAAGGCAUUCCACAACAUGACCGAGAAGCAAUGGGACGACAUCGUCAACUGUCAUCUUCGAGGUACCUAUGCUUGUACCAAAGCUGCCUACCCGCACAUGGUCAAGCAAAGAUACGGACGCAUCGUCAACACAAGCAGCACCAGUGGGAUCUACGGGAACUUUGGCCAAGCCAACUAUGCAACAGCAGUAAGUGUCUCGAUGCACAUGGCCGUGAGCGCAGGUACUGACGGUCCUGCCCAGAAAAUGGCCAUCCUUGGAUUCUCUCGGGCCUUGGCCCAGGAGGGAGCAAAGUACAAUAUCUUCGUCAACACGAUUGGUCCAUCCGCCGGAACGCAACUCACUGCGACGGUGCAUAGCGAGGAGCUCGUCAAGGCACGCAGGCCCGAGUAUGUCGCACCUCUAGUCCUCGCUCUGUGCUCUGAUAUGGUCCAGCCAAACCCGACCGGAGGUCUGUAUGAGGUGGGCUGUGGCUGGCAAGGACGGACUCGGUGGCAGCGCUCCGGAGGCGUCACGCUCGACGUCGACCAGUUCACACCCGAGGCGAUCCAGUCUCACUGGGGUAGAAUAAUUGACUUUGACGACGGACGUGCCGACAGCCCCGAGACGCCCGAGGAUGGGCGAAAGAACAUCAUGGGCAUUGUUGGACGCCUUAUGUCGACUACGUCGAAGGCGCCUUCCAACCCGUGGCUCGCGGCCAUCAAGGCAGCCAAGGAGUUCCAACAGCCGGCAUCCGAGCAUACUUACAACGACAGGGAUACCAUCCUGUACAACAUUUCGCUCGGCGCUACUAGCGAUCAGCCAAGCUUGGUCUACGAAGGGGAUCCCAAUUUCCAGGUCCUGCCGACGUUUGGUGUCGUCAUCCCUCCCGCACCUUCGAAAGGGUUCGACAUGUCCAAGAUAGUGCCAAACUACUCAUACAAGAUGGUUCUUCACGGCGAACAAUACCUUGAGAUUCGCAAAUGGCCUAUUCCUACCUCGGCCCGCGUGCGCUCUCGUCUGAAGCUGGUGGACGUUCUCGACAAGGGCAAGGAUGCUAUCAUCAUCACGGGCAGUACUAUCGAGGACUGCCAGACCGGAGGGGUCUUGUUCUACAACGAGACUACGCUUUUCGCUCGGGGAUCGGGAGGCUUCGGCGGUCCUAGGACCCGUGCCGACGGAGCCUCGGCCACUGCUUCGCCCCCGAUGAGACGGCCUGAUUUCAUCGCCAAGGUCAAUACAGAGAAGGAUCAAGCCGCGAUCUACCGCCUGAAUGGUGACAGGAACCCGCUUCACAUUGACCCUGCCGUCGCCCAUGCGGCAGGAUUUAACAGUGGACCCAUCCUCCAUGGGCUGUGCUCCUUCGGUCUCACGGGCAAGGCCCUCUUGAGCCACUACGGGCCCUUCAGAAACAUGAAGACAAGGUUCUCUGCCAAUGUGUUCCCCGGCCAGACUUUACAGGUCGAGAUGUGGAAAGAGGACCGAGUCAUCCUGUUUCAGACAAGGGUCCAAGAGACGGGCAAGCUAUGUAUCAGUAACGGAAGAGCCGAGCUACUGGGUUCGGGUCCAAGACUGUGA
Thyridium curvatum is the source of this 4170-nucleotide messenger RNA. RefSeq lists its product as uncharacterized. The transcript has 5 exons. NCBI's taxonomy places the organism in Eukaryota, Fungi, Ascomycota, Sordariomycetes, Thyridiales, Thyridiaceae. Gene Ontology annotation, molecular function: oxidoreductase activity, acting on the CH-CH group of donors; flavin adenine dinucleotide binding. The record is from RefSeq and is a predicted model, not a curated record. Bases 1 to 4170 code for a protein of 1389 amino acids.